ACAUCAGUCAAGAAUAACAGUGAGUGUAGUGCCAAAAGCCUAACGUUAUGAUUUCUUAGCUCUUUUCCUAUUAUUCUAAACGUUCAUGUGCACACCACCCAAGAAAAAGUGCCAUUUGCUUCACUCUAAUUCUCCUUUCUCCAGCUAUAUACUUGAGUCUUAAACAGACCCUCGUUCUUGUUAUGUGCAGUGAUCUAACACAAGGGUUCUUUUUAUUUCUUCAAGUUUUUUAAGUUUUUAUAAGUUUUAAGUGGCUUAAGUGCUUGUUUUGCCCCCAUUUUAGCUAGGUUUAGUGGGGGGUUUCUGCAUUUUUGUAAUGCUUGUGGGUAUUUGAGGAAUUUUAGAAAUGGUGGAAGGUGGAGAUUUUUAUAGGAGUUGAGAUUUUUUGAUUUUUAUGUGUUUUUUGGUUUUUGGGAAAUUUGGUUAGUUUCUUGAAAAUGGAGGGAUUUUAUGGGGUGCAAUUGAUGGUUGUGAUCUUGUUGGGGUUUUCAUUGGGGUGGAGUUGGUGUCAAGAUGAGGAUUAUUCAAAUGUUAGUGCUGUGUAUAUUGUGACUUUGAAGCAAGCUCCUGUGGUUCAUCUCAAUGAGGAAUUGAUUGUCAAGAGUAAACAUCAGAAGCCAAGUAGUUCUAGAAAUAAGAACAGAUUGGAUAAGCCAUUGCCAAGAAAUAUCUCAGGAACUGAUCGGUAUCAUGGACAUAAUAUUGCACGAUUUCAUGAUGCUAUAUUGAGAAAGGUUUUAAAAGGGGAAAAGUAUCUAAAACUCUACAGCUAUCGCUAUUUGAUUAACGGCUUUGCUGUUCUGGUUACCCCCGUGCAGGUAGCUAAGCUGUCAAUGAGGAAAGAAGUGGCAAAUGUCAUAUUGGAUUUCUCAGUAAGGACUGCAACCACACACACUCCACAAUUUUUGGGGCUACCACAAGGGGCAUGGCCCCAGGAGGGUGGAUUCGAUACUGCCGGAGAAGGAAUAGUAAUCGGGUUUAUUGACACUGGAAUUGAUCCCACACACCCCAGCUUCUCUGAUGAUGUUGCCGAGAAUACAUAUCCUGUUCCAGAGCGCUUUUCUGGCAUCUGUGAAGUUACUAGGGACUUCCCAUCUGGUUCAUGCAACAGAAAGCUUAUUGGUGCUCGCCAUUUUGCUGCAUCUGCUAUAACACGAGGAAUAUUCAAUGCUACUCAGGAUUAUGCAUCACCUUUUGAUGGUGAUGGCCAUGGAACGCACACAGCUUCCACUGCAGCUGGUAACCAUGGGAUACCCGUGGUAGUAGCUGGACAUCACUUUGGCAAUGCCAGUGGGAUGGCUCCUCGUUCACACAUUGCUGUUUACAAGGCGCUGUAUAAGAGCUUUGGAGGGUUCGCUGCAGAUGUUGUUGCUGCCAUAGACCAGGCAGCUCAGGAUGGUGUAGACAUAAUAAGCUUGUCAAUCACUCCCAACCGUCGCCCUCCUGGCAUUGCAACUUUUUUCAAUCCAAUAGACAUGGCGUUACUGUCAGCAGUAAAAGCUGGCGUUUUUGUUGUACAAGCAGCAGGAAAUACUGGACCUUCGCCUAAGAGUAUAUCUUCUUUCAGUCCAUGGAUCUACACUGUUGGUGCUGCUGCCCAUGACAGGGUCUACAGUAAUUCUAUUAUACUUGGAAAUAACAUUACCAUUGCUGGAGUUGGACUUGCACCUGGGACAGAUAACAAUACAAUGUACACAAUGGUUUCUGCUAUUCAUGCUCUCAAUACCACAACAGCUGCAGAUGAUAUGUAUGCGGGUGAAUGUCAGGACUCCGCUAGUUUGAAUCAAGAUAUUAUACAAGGGAAUCUCUUAAUCUGCAGCUAUUCAAUCCGUUUUGUGCUGGGGCUGUCUACAAUCAAACAAGCGUUAGAAACGGCAAACAACCUCAAUGCGACCGGUGUUGUUUUUUACAUGGAUCCUUUUGUCAUUGGUUACCAGCUUAAUCCAAUACCAAUGGAAUUUCCUGGAAUUAUAAUUCCAACUCCCGACGACUCCAAGAUCUUACUGCGAUACUACAAUUCUUCUUUGGAGAGAGACGGGGAUACAAAUCAGAUUGUUAAAUUUGGAGCAGUUGCAUGCAUUACAGGUGGAGUAACAGCAAAUUUCAGCAGUUCGGCUCCAAAAAUCAUGUAUUAUUCUGCUAGAGGACCAGAUCCAGAAGACAGUUUUCUUGAUGAUGCGGACAUACUAAAACCUAAUUUGGUCGCACCAGGAAAUUUUAUCUGGGCUGCUUGGAGUUCUGGUGGCACUGACUCGGUUGAAUUCCUAGGGGAGAACUUUGCAAUGAUGUCUGGGACAAGCAUGGCUGCUCCUCAUGUCACAGGCCUUGCAGCCUUGAUUAAGAAGAAAUAUCCCAGCUUUAGUCCGUCAGCUAUAGCAUCAGCAUUAUCAACAACAGCUUCCUUGUCGGACAGGAAUGGUGGGCCCAUAAUGGCCCAGCGAACAUAUGCCAACCCAGAUAUGAGCCAGUCCCCUGCCACACCAUUCGACAUGGGGAGUGGGUUUGUCAAUGCAACUGCAGCGCUAAAUCCUGGACUUAUCUUUGAUUUAGCUUACAAUGAUUAUAUGUCAUUCCUAUGCGGCAUAAAUGGGUCUGCACCAGUGGUUUUAAACUAUACCGGGCAGAGCUGUGGUAUGUCCACAACGACCAAUGGGAUAGACCUAAAUUUGCCUUCAAUCACCAUCGCAAAACUCAACCAGUCUAGAAUGGUCCAAAGAACAGUGAUCAACAUUGCCGGGGAUGAGACUUACAGUGUUGGUUGGAGUGCUCCCUACGGAGCUUCUCUUAAUGUGGAGCCUAGACAUUUUUUCAUUGCUAAUGGAGGACGACAGGUUCUGACCGUGUACAUUAACGCCACAAUAAGCAGCACUGUUGCAAGCUUUGGAAGAAUCGGACUCUUUGGUAAUCAAGGGCACGUUGUUAACCUUCCUGUAUCAGUCAUCGGAAAAAUUGCAUAUAACAGGACUAACAGCUAAUAUCUCUGCUGCUAUGACUUCUUUGUUUUAUAGUUAUUCUAAUCUUGCAAAGCAUACUCUAUUAUUUAUUCUUUGUUAUGUAAAUGGUGAGUGUAAGUUUGUGUAGAUAUAGCAUAUGAUUAAUAAUGUAAGUUUAAGGUUUUAUUGAAAAUAUAUUGCUCAACUUUCAUAUUUA
Molecule: messenger RNA, 3150 nt
Organism: Daucus carota subsp. sativus
Lineage: Eukaryota; Viridiplantae; Streptophyta; Magnoliopsida; Apiales; Apiaceae
Product: subtilisin-like protease SBT2.3
Exons: 10
Coding region: 438-2975 (845 amino acids)
Biological process (GO): proteolysis
Molecular function (GO): serine-type endopeptidase activity
Source: RefSeq, a predicted model, not a curated record